Molecule: messenger RNA, 776 nt
Organism: Arachis duranensis
Lineage: Eukaryota; Viridiplantae; Streptophyta; Magnoliopsida; Fabales; Fabaceae
Product: early nodulin-like protein 1
Exons: 2
Coding region: 50-607 (185 amino acids)
Cellular component (GO): plasma membrane
Molecular function (GO): electron transfer activity
Source: RefSeq, a predicted model, not a curated record
GAACAACAUAAACCACCUCUUUCUUCUUUGUUAUUCUCAAAAUAAUACAAUGGCUGGUUGUUCAAUAGUUUCCUCUGCUUCUAUCUUCACCUUGUUUCUUCUCUUUGGAUUCUCCUCAGCUAAGGAGCACUUGGUUGGUGGCAAGAUUGAUGCUUGGAAGAUUCCAUCCUCUGAAGCCAACUCUCUCAACAAAUGGGCUGAAAGAUCUCGUUUCCAAGUUGGCGAUCAUCUUGUGUGGAAAUACGAUGGCAGAAAAGACUCGGUUUUGGAAGUGGACAAAGAAGACUAUGGUAACUGCAGCACCUCAAACCCAAUGAAGGAGUACAAUGAUGGCAUCACUAAGGUGGAGCUUGACCGUCCAGGCGCAUUCUACUUCAUCAGUGGGGCAAAGGGUCACUGCAAGAAAGGCCAGAAGCUCGUUGUCGUCGUUAUGUCUCCGAGGGGAGGAAGAUGGUCUGCUGGUUUCUCUCCAGCGCCUUCUCCGGCACCAUCAGGAGAGUUUGAAGGUCCAGCUGUUGCUCCGAGUAGUGAUGCCACGGUUUUGAAGAGUGGCCUUGUGAUGGCUCUGGGAGUGGUGGCUAUGAGUAUGGGCUGUUUUCUGAUGUGAAUGUGAAUGAAUUACCCUCCAAUUUUGCAUUUUAUACAAGUCAAUAGGUUUCUGUGAGAGUGUGCGUCACAGUGAGAUUACUGUGAUUUCUUAUUCUUUCUAGUUUUGUUAUAAUUUAUCAUAUGAUUCUUUUUAUAAGAAAUUUACCUGAUGCGCAUAUUCUUUCAAA